UUUCGUUUGCCCGGUAGGUUAAGCCUCCUGGCCGAACCCUUUUUAACCUUCGCCCAUCAGAGCGGCAAAACUCUAUCGCGAAAAAAUCACCAUCACCAUCGCCACAAGCACUCAUCCAGGAGUAUUUUAAUGUAUGUUGCUUUUGCUAAACGGCUUGAGACCAAAGCUCGGAAAUUCAAAUUCAUCAAACAUACUAGACCAUUGUGUCCAUGAUUACAUGAAGCAUGGAAGCUAGACAAAAUGGCAUCAGGGUCCCAGCCAGGUGUACCAAAAAUUAGGACCAGGAAAACACACGUCGUCGCAUUCCAAGACCAUGCCGGAAAUCCAGCUCUGACGGUCUUUCGCGGUGAACAGGGCAAUCCUUUACCCCGCCUUUACAGCUAUUCCAUCUACUUCACGCACCCCGAAGCAGACCCUAGCGAUACUGAUAGCGCAAGAAAGCUAUAUGAAACAAUCACUCAAGGUCCACGCUACUAUACAAAUUCCGUCGUCUUUCGUUUAGACCUGUACUUCAUUCCUAAUGGCAGCCAGGACGACUGCGUUCGGCAUUAUCGCGCUGAAAAAAAUGCGCGAGGCGAUUUCAAGGCGCAAAUUGAUGCUGUUGCAAGAGACGAUAGAGGCAAAAUUAGUGGUGAAUCGAAGAUGCCUGGAUUGGUCUCAUCAUAUAUUUACGACAAGGUUGUCCAUCGUUAUCAUAGUCUUAUCUACGUAAACGGCGAGGCCAAUUGGCAGACUGGGGAUCAAACAAUGGUACGAGUCGAGUUCGAUCCACUCUCAAAGGAGGAGUAUGAGAAAUAUAGUAAAGAUCCAGGCGAUUCCAGGGAACCCAGCGAGCUUCCAGAGACACAUGUUGAAGUGGAAGCUCUCAAUGAGAGUAGUCCAACAUUUGGUCGAGAAACUGGACCUGGGCGUUCUGUGGGCUCUAUGGGGUAUGAAAUGUGGGAUAGAGCUCCACGAGAACAUAUGGGCGAAGAGGCUUGGGAAGAGGCUCGGGAUAAGGGAUGGACUAGCUGGUGAUGCGUUGAGAGGAAAAUGAAACCGUGUUUACAAGAUGGACAUCGGUGGACUCAAAUCGUUCAUUCCGAGUCUUUUCAAAUCAGAAAGCAAGGAGAGUUUUUGCGCAACGUUUCACGCUAUUGAUUUUAAUAUUUUGUAAUUGAAGUUUUCAAUUUGAGAUUCGAGGUUUAUCGGGAUAUUGGUAGUUACCUCCAACAGUAUUUGAGAUCGAAAUUGCGAGACAAAAUACAUCAACGUUCAUACAUUUUAA
Messenger RNA from Sclerotinia trifoliorum, 1267 nucleotides. The record is from the annotation of a GenBank genome assembly. NCBI's taxonomy places the organism in Eukaryota, Fungi, Ascomycota, Leotiomycetes, Helotiales, Sclerotiniaceae.